CUCUCCUUCUCCCUCGUCUUCUUCCUCCGGCCUCUUCUUCUCGAUCUCCUCUUAUUGCCCUGAUUCCCCGCACCACUGCUCACGCACUUGCUAGCUCUCCUCUUCCACCACCUUCUCCGCCUCCGCACACUCCUGUCAGUGAGUGCAAGGGCUAGCUUUGGUUGGCACCGCCGCCGCCGCCGCCUCCGUCGUCCUGGUCGUCGUCUCCGACGCAACCGGGGAGGAACCAACAUGGAUCUCGUGUCGCCGUCGGAGCACCUGUGCUACGUGCGCUGCACCUACUGCAACACCGUGCUCGCGCUGCAGGUUGGAGUCCCAUGCAAGAGGCUGAUGGACACCGUGACUGUGAAAUGCGGCCACUGCAACAACCUCUCCUUCCUCAGCCCGCGGCCGCCCAUGGUGCAGCCGCUCUCCCCAACUGAUCACCCCUUGGGCCCGUUUCAGGGACCCUGCACUGACUGCAGGAGGAACCAGCCGCUGCCGCUGGUCUCGCCGACAUCAAAUGAGGCUAGCCCCAGAGCACCCUUUGUCGUGAAGCCCCCAGAGAAGAAACACCGCCUCCCAUCUGCUUACAACCGCUUCAUGAGGGAGGAAAUACAGCGUAUCAAAGCUGCCAAGCCAGAUAUCCCUCACAGGGAAGCCUUCAGCAUGGCUGCCAAGAAUUGGGCGAAGUGCGACCCCCGCUGCUCGUCGACGGUUUCCACUUCCAACAGCAACCCUGAGCCCAGAGUAGUAUCAGCGCCCGUUCCACAUCAGGAGAGGGCCACUGAGCAGGUGGUCGAGAGCUUCGACAUCUUCAAGCAGAUGGAGCGCAGCGGCUAGGGCGCCGCCGCGGCGGCCGGCGGCCGGCGGCGAUCUAUCAGCGGCGCAGCUCGCAUAAAGUCGGCUGGCCACCAUGCACUGGGGAUCGGAGUGUUCGUCGAUCUGCAGAUCGAUCGAUCACCACCGCCGUCAGCUCGAUCAUGCAUGCGUGCUCAUCGUCCCCGUUAGCAUGCAUCUAUAUAUAUAUAUAUAUAUAUGUGUGUGUGUGUGUGUGUGUGUGCAAGUACGCGCGUUUUCUGUUUAUUAGUUAUGUUUGAUCUUGUUAAUUUGUUGAGUUGUUGCAUGGAGUGUACCCCUCAAUUAUAUAAGACCAGCUGCCUCUAACGUACGUUAUACGUACGUACGUAUGCUAUAUAUAUUCGUCAUCUUAUAAAGCGACCUGAGUUUCUUGUUAUUAUUACUAACU
This is a messenger RNA of Oryza brachyantha (malo sina), 1228 nucleotides long. RefSeq names its product protein DROOPING LEAF. Gene Ontology annotation, cellular component: nucleus. Bases 232 to 822 code for a protein of 196 amino acids. Lineage: Eukaryota; Viridiplantae; Streptophyta; Magnoliopsida; Poales; Poaceae. The record is from RefSeq and is a predicted model, not a curated record. The transcript is spliced from 7 exons. Gene Ontology annotation, biological process: leaf development; cell fate commitment; style development.